ACUCAGCUCAGUUUAGUGAUAUUCGCGGUCGUGCGUGGCAGCAAAGCAAACGAAACAGCUGCUCAAAAUUCGGAAUCAUUGCCGUCUCGAUACGCGAUAAAUUUGCUGCCGCCCGCAGAACUUUUUGCCGGCUUCACAAUUAUUUUAACAAUUGUAUCAGUGAAACGUUUGACUAAACAUUGAUUCCGUUUCCUAUCCAAGUACAUUCAAAAUGGACACCAACAACGCUGCAUCGUCCCCGCAAUCGCUCAACAACUUCCGGAUCUUGUACCUGAUCACCCAGAUGGUGGGGGUAACGAUCAUAAUUCUGGUCAGUUCCUGGGUCGGCGUUCAUCUCGGUGGAGUGGCCUGGACCUCGCAACCUCGUGUCCAGUUCAACUGGCAUCCGCUGCUGAUGUCGAUUGGGAUGAUCUUCCUCUACGGAAAUUCAAUUUUGGUAUACCGAGGUUUCCGAUACGCCCGCAAGAAGCCACUGAAGAUCACCCACGCCGUCAUUCACGGGCUGGCCUUCGUGUUUACCGUAGUAGCUCUGGUGGCCGCAUUCGAUUCGCACAAUCUGGCCCAGCCGCCGAUUCCCAACAUGUACACGCUUCACUCGUGGAUUGGAAUGGCCGCGGUGGUCAUUUUUGGACUGCAGUACGUGUUCGGAUUUGUGUCCUAUCUGUUUCCUGGUUUGCGGGAACCGCUGAGAGCCACCUACAUGCCGGUGCACAUAUUCUUCGGAAUUCUGGGCUUCGUUCUAGCCAUUGCCGCCUCCUGUCUGGGUCUGCUGGAGAAAGCCAUUUUUUCGAUUGAUAAAUACAGCAGCCUUCCCGCCCAGGGCGUUCUGGUCAACAUGAUCGGUAUGCUGAUGAUCGUCUACGGUGGCCUGGUAGUAUUUCUGGUGACCGAAACCAAUUACAAGCGGAAACCCCUGCCGGAGGAUGUGAUGCUGCUGACUCACAGUGCGUCGUCGCAGUAAAAUUUGUCCGCUGAUGUUAUCUGCAUCACUUUACCUAAUAGCUCCGUACUUUGAUACGCUCAAACAGCCGGUUUGUGCUAUCGAAUAUUCCCCAAGGAGUAUCAUUUCCUAUACCAAUGGCUUGUGUGUUUGUGUACUCGGUAUGAUUCAACAUCGAUCAUCGUUUUCUUCCUAAGGGCAAAUUGUACUAUACCUACUAAGUAUAUAAUUCUCAAGGCCAAAGUCGUAUGUGUAUACACAGUUUGCACAAACUGAAAGUGCCGCAACAAAUCAAAGAGCACAAUAAUAAUGCACGGUUCUAUUUAGCUUAUAGGAAAAUAUCUUAUCGUAUUAUUAUACCAUAGCGCGAGUUGCUUGUAAAAGAUGUGUAAAUAUUCAAUCAUUAUUUAUAUCGAUGUGAUAAUAAAUCUUUAAAAAUGAA
Messenger RNA from Uranotaenia lowii, 1382 nucleotides. RefSeq names its product transmembrane ascorbate-dependent reductase CYB561. The record is from RefSeq and is a predicted model, not a curated record. NCBI's taxonomy places the organism in Eukaryota, Metazoa, Arthropoda, Insecta, Diptera, Culicidae. The coding region runs from base 212 to 961 and encodes 249 amino acids. Gene Ontology annotation, molecular function: oxidoreductase activity. The transcript has 4 exons.